AUGACGAAUCCUUAAAAGACAAUAAUUAUUUUUUAUUUUCAACUCAACAUCUUUAAAAUAUUUCCUUUUGCUCAUAUUCCUUAAGACUCAUAAAGUACAAAAAUACUAUAUACUUUAGGUUCUUUUUAUAAAAUUCAUAUGCAUAUGAAUGGUGAUCAGUUUUAUUAAUAUGGAAACUUCAUCCCAAAUUAUCUAUUAGAUUUUUAAAGAAUAAACUGCUACUUUCAAUAGGCAUUGAUUCACAACCAUCUAAGCAUAAAUUAAAAAACACAAAUUAAGGAAAAAUGCUCAGAAAAGUUCACAAAUCCUUAUAAAAUGAACAAUUGA
Paramecium primaurelia is the source of this 327-nucleotide messenger RNA. The record is from the annotation of a GenBank genome assembly. Lineage: Eukaryota; Ciliophora; Oligohymenophorea; Peniculida; Parameciidae.